AUGGCAGCCAGCACCCUCCCCGAGACUUACAAAGCCGCGGUCGUCGAGACCGCCGGCGGACCCCUCGUCCUCAAGGACCUGCCCAUGAAGCACCCCGGCCCGGGGCAGCUGCUCGUCAAGGUGCUAGCCUGCGGCGUCUGCGGCACGGACAAGCUGGAGCAGCAGGGCGCCCUGCCGCACCGGGACCCCAUCGUCAUGGGCCACGAGUUCGUGGGCGACGUGGUGUCCCUCGGCCCGGGCGUCGUUACCGGCCGCUUCGCGCCGGGUGACCGGGUCGGCGGCGCCUGGCACGGCGGACACGACGGCGUCUGCCGGGCGUGCCAGCGCGGCGCCUUCCAGAUGUGCGACGGCGCGGUGGUCAACGGCGUGAGCGUCGACGGCGGGUACGCCGGAUACGCGCUGCUGCGGGCCGAGGCGGCGGUGCCGCUGCCCCGGGACGCGGACCCGGCCGCCACGGCGCCCUUGCUAUGCGCCGGCGUCACCGUCUUCAACGGCAUCCGCAAGAUGCGCGUCGAGCAGGGCAACCUCGUGGCCGUGCAGGGGCUCGGCGGACUCGGCCACCUGGCGGUGCAGUACGCGCGGGCCAUGGGGUACCGCGUCGUGGCCAUCUCGUCUGGCGCGGCCAAGGAGCGGUUCGCCGCCGGCCUCGGCGCGCACGGGUACAUUGACAGCAGCGCGCGGGAUCCCGCCGAGGUGCUGAGCGGCAUGGGCGGCGCGGCGCUCAUCGUGGCCACUGCGCCGAGCCCAACAGCCAUUGGCAAUCUAGUCGGCGGCCUGCAGGCACAGGGAAAGCUGCUCGUUUUGCCAAUCGUGGGGCCUAUCGCGGUCGACUCGGCGGCGCUGGUGCUCAAGGGCGGGGCCGUGGUUGGGUGGCCCUGCGGGCACGCCCUCGACUGCGCGGAGGCGGUGGAGUUUGCAGAGACGCAUGGUGUCAAGUGUCUGAUUGAGAAGUUCCCCCUACAUGAGGCGCAGAGGGCUUUUGAUCAGAUGGCAUCUGGGGAGGUCAGAUUUAGGGCGGUUUUGACCAUGGAAUGA
Molecule: messenger RNA, 1035 nt
Organism: Thyridium curvatum
Lineage: Eukaryota; Fungi; Ascomycota; Sordariomycetes; Thyridiales; Thyridiaceae
Exons: 1
Coding region: 1-1035 (344 amino acids)
Molecular function (GO): zinc ion binding; oxidoreductase activity
Source: RefSeq, a predicted model, not a curated record